CUUCGACGAAGGCGGUCGCGGGCGCCGGGGACAAGCCGCAUAUAGGGCGCACCGGAAGUGCUGGUUUUUUAUCGACAGCCACACCCACUUGUUGCGUCGCGUUGCAGUGCGUUUAUGUUUCAGUGUGAGCCAAGUAUCGGAGUUUCAAGACGUAUUGCUCCUGCGAACUGCUUUUGAAUACGCGUUCAACAACAGGCAUGUUUUACUGGAUAUUUUUAUGUGUUUUAGCUCAGCUACUGGCUGUACAUGAUAGUAGGUGAGCCCAAGACUGCUGCUCAGCGGUAGAGGAAAUCACCUGCAAGAAAUGGUGUAAAUUCGGCAAAUUACUUGUAGACAAGUUGGAAGGAACGCGUUGAAGUAUUUUCUGGUACCUGUGCGUCCAGUGUGGUUUGUUCGUGUGAUAGUAGUGACCUUCAUACCUAUUGAUUCUUUAUUUCCCAGUAUUCGCUUGCAAGUUCCGUCAGAUGCGCUCGGCUUAUUAGCAACUCAGUAGUACGUGUGACGUGCCUGUGUGUAGACUGUCAGCUGUCGCUUGACGUUACGAGCCUCUUUACAUGUGAGCAUAAUUAUUUACGCGGGUAGUAGAUUUGAAGUCUGUGAGUAGUUACUAGCGCUGUUGUUUGCACUAGUAACCCGAAACAAGACAUAGCCGAAGAGGAAGUCUCUUGACAAUUGAAUUAGCGCUGCAUCUCUGAAGGACAAUGGACUGUUCUUGCAGUUAAGAGUAACGGUAAACAUUAGAUGAAAAAUUUUGCUGCUCUUGAGGGGAAGUUGUAACGGUGUGCAGCUGGGUGACACCAUACCGUUGGAGUGAUGCCUUUUCCGCGUACGCUGUGCAAAAGAGUGUUCUCUCAUAAUGGAACUGCGGCAAACUGAGGAUUGCGGACGACAUCUUUAAUGACAAUGGCACACGAUGACCAGACGAGAGACCCGGAUGAGCGAGGGAACAAGUUUUCGAGGGCCGACGCGUUCUCGCUGUCCUCGUUCGGCUCCAACAGCAGUGAGGAGGGCAGCCUGGUGACAGAUGGGGAAGACGAGGAGGACAAGAGCGGACACGUCAACCUGGUGAUGAGCGAGCUGCUCAACCAGCCGCCGCCCUCCAGCGUCAACAUCACCAACUCGUCGGACGUCCAAAUCGGUCCGAGCCUCCACUACAAUGGCCCCGUCACCAUUAACCAGUUCCUCAACUUGCAGCAGCAGGGUGCGCUUGGAGCCGAAGACACUCCUCUUCCGCUGGAUGGAACAGGGAAAGGCGUUCUGACUGGCGUCGCAUCCUCGGGAAUCGGCGGCAGCGCAGAAGCGAGCAAGCGGUCUGGCGGCGAUGGCGCUGGGGGCAGAGGUGCGCUCUGGUGGCGGCGUCCGAAAGUGCUUGCGGCAGCAGGAGCGUUCGUAGUGUUCGUGGCCGGCGCCGCGACGGCCAUGGCGCUGCUGUGGCCCUCCUCGAGAGUUGGGUCGGGCACCUCCACUGCCAUCACCUCCAGUCGGGACGCUACGGCGUCCCAGAGGAACUACGUUAUCCCCACAGUGCCUCCGCCGAACCCGGAACUGGUGCUGAAGAACGGACAGCGUAUCGUUCCCAGGUCCCUGUGGAGCAGUGGCGUGCCGCCCAAUUUCAGAAUCCCUCUGCACCAUCCGAUACCGUAUGUGGUCGUCGGACACACGGCGGGCUUUGCCUGCAAAGGCGAAGAGGAGUGCUUCGUCCAACUGCGAGCAUACCGCGACGAGCACUACUCCAAGUGGAAGCAGCCCGACAUCUCGUACAACUUCCUCAUAGACGUGGAGGGCAACAUCUACGAGGGCCGCGGCUGGGGCGCCACCAACAACUACGACAGGGAGUGGGUGCUGCGCUGCAACCUGGCCGUCACCUUCAUGGGCAACUUCGUGCACCACAACGCGACGGAGGCGAUGGCGCGCUCGCUGCAGCUGCUGCUGGAGCUGGGCGUGUCUCUGGGCAAGCUGGACAGCGAGUACCGGCUGCUGGCGCACAAUCAGGUGGCCAGCACUCUGAGCCCGGGGCGCAACGUGCUCAAGCUCAUCGAGUCCUGGCCGCACCGCUGCUUGAAGCUCUGCAGCGCCGGUAUGCAGUGCAUCCGAGCAAACUCGACGGAAGUCAGCACGACAGCAUUGAGCACCAUCGAAAGUGGGGAAAGUUGAACUGCGGCAAGUUAAUGUGCACUGGAAGUAGCACUUCUGUGGUACCAGACCUUUUUCUCGAAUUCUGCGUGCCGCACUUUUUCAGGAGUUGUAAGUGAACCUCUAAGAACGGCCUGAUUGGUGAACCUCACAUUCGACACAGUAUUUCACUAAUACCGUGAUUUAUUCAGCAUAGUGGCAGUACACUGACUGAAAUAGUUUAUGACCUGUCCACGCCUACUCAGAGCCAGUCCCAAAACUGAACAAGGUAAUUUCAUCAAAACGUCCAGGGAGCCAAAGCCAAGACCUUACACUCAAUACUGAAGGCCUCCACUGUAGUAACAGGGUACGCAUCCAAUAUACAGGUAUCGGCAAGUUCGCACGAUCACUGCAGGCGUUGACACUAUCAGCUUGAUGAUCUGAAGUGAUGUAACGGAGCCUACCUCUGCCAUGCACCGUAGUUGAGGCCACCGACAGGGGUACUGGAACCGCGUCCUAACGCCUACUGCGGUAUCUGUCAGUGAAUGUGCUUUGUCUGUGUCGUUAUACGAGUCACUUUUGGGCCCUGACAUACGAAUCGUGAACUGCUGGGAAGUGGAGGGAAAGAGGAGAAAGUCUGAAUAUCGAACGAGAAGAUGUCGUUCGAACAUGAUCAACAGCACAACGCACUUGCCUUGGUAUUUAGCACAAAUUCAGCAAUAUCAGAGUAUGGUGUCACGUUAUAAAUAUACUCUUCAUGAUUGCAAAGCUUCGAGCAAAUCUUAAAGCACGAGAAACAAAUUGCGUAGAAAAAUGGAUGUGCUUCACAACUGGUUUUUAUCUUAUCGUGAGGAAGAUACUUUCACUUGCAUUUCCUUUUUUCAAUAAAUGUCUUUUUUCCAUUUUUUAAAAAAGGACUAUGGAUUUUAUUUAAAUAUAGCUUUUGUUGGGAAAUUAUGUUGGUUAUGGCUCAUUUUGCUUCCUAGUCUGACAUGCUGCGAAUAAAAUUUCUACUGGAUGAUGGCUCAGGUGAGCAGGAAAUAGACUGAACUUAUUUGAAAAACUAUUUAGGGACACAUCAAAAUUACAUGUCCUGCAAAAAAAAAAAAAAAAAAAGUCUGAGGCUAUGGGCUAUAUUUUUGGAAGCAUGCCCGUGGCUCCAUAGACAUUUAGGAAUACCUGAAGUGCACUAAGAAGUGUUAUGCUGUACUGAGAAUGAAGCAAAAAGCUUUUUGAGCAUUUCUUUACUGUGAAUGGAAAGUAGACAAUUGUAUUCUUUUACAAUAAUUUAUAAACAAGAAGUUAAUUCGUUAACUGUAAAUAUUUCGCUUCGUUGUUCUUAAAACGACAAAAGUUGGUACAUUUGAAAGAAACAGUCUAAGUAGUUUUUAACAGCCUAAAAUGUGAAAACAUAUGUUCCUAAGCACGGAUAGUAACCUACAAUGUUAUUGUUUCUUUCCUUAUUCAUUGUUCACCCUUGCAGCGUCGAGAAGGUUAUUUUAAUACCUUCAAACCUCAGCAGCGUAAGAAAAAGCAAUUUUUCAAGGUACGAAAUGUUGGCUAUUGAGAGCUCUUUUCGACGAAGCUAAUUUUGUACCAUAUUCUCACUGAAAAUGGUGACGAUGACUUCCUUGCCUUCAGGUAGCACGAGAAUGUAUACAAUGUGUGGUUCACCAUUCAGUUCCUUUGUCUAAAUUUCGCACACACUGUUUCCUAUCAAAAAUGGCUAGCAACACGUAUGUGUGAGACAGACGCUCUAUUUAGUGACUCUGCAUUGCUUUGUCUGUGAUAUUAAUUGAUAGUAAGCUGCAUAAGUUUUGAAAAUAAUGACACAGUGGAGAAGAGAUAUGGAAAAAUAAACUCUCGCGAAAAGAGGUAGGCAAAUUUUAUUUCUUGUCUGGGAAUUACGAGCUUACGUGUGGCAGUGGCACUAAUGUGAGACUAAUGUGCAUCUGAUUUCAAACUGUGACUGUGUUAGAGCAUCAAUAGUGUGAAAGUUCGUCGCUGUGGUGUGUAUUGUGCAUGAGCAAGAAGCGUAGGACAAUCAGAACUGGGCUAAGAAGAAGGAGCCGUCUCUCAGCAGCUUCUUCUCUUUCGUUCACACUAUACUCCUGUCUCACCUUUGAUAUAUUUCUUGUGUGAUCUCUGUAGCGUACAAAAACGUUCGAAAAGUGUGAACAGUCUGAUUUGAAAGUUGUAUCACAUUACAGUCAUUAAAAUUUUCUCCAGUUAAUAAUCAUUCAUAAAUACGGGCGUUUAUUAAAUAACUUCUGUAAGAUUAUAUUUCUCAGAUGUUUGUAAAAAACCGAAAACUGCAAAUGGACAGGUAUUCCUUUCCCAUUGGAAUCCUCCAUUGUACUUAUAAUCAAGGAAGAAGUUCAAAAAGAGUGUCGAACUGUAAUGACUUACUUGUGACUGAAAUUUAUUCAAAAUAAACAAAUCAAUAAAACCAAAGUUUAUAAUUGCAUAGGCA
Messenger RNA from Schistocerca cancellata (South American locust), 4585 nucleotides. Its product is annotated as peptidoglycan-recognition protein LA-like. Lineage: Eukaryota; Metazoa; Arthropoda; Insecta; Orthoptera; Acrididae. The transcript is spliced from 3 exons. Gene Ontology annotation, biological process: peptidoglycan catabolic process. Bases 898 to 2154 code for a protein of 418 amino acids. The record is from RefSeq and is a predicted model, not a curated record. Gene Ontology annotation, molecular function: zinc ion binding; N-acetylmuramoyl-L-alanine amidase activity.